AUGCUGUUUUCACUCAGAUUUGGGUUACUUGUAUUUAUUAUUAUUUAUGUAAACGGUGAAACUAGUGAUAUAGGUACUACAAAUACAAUAAAACAAGUAGAAAAUGAUGAUUCAACAGAUGAACGUCUUACCAUCGAAGAAGCUCAAACUGAAGAAUUAAUAACCACCACAACGGAAGCAGAUUAUAUUUCAUUGGAUCAAGAUCAGUUAUCAUCAAUGGAAAUUUUAAGACCUCCAUGUGCUGGCACUAGUACUCGUCCAUCAAAAAGAUUUGCAUAUUUAAAAGAUAGUACAAAAUAUGUUCAAUGUCGUGAUGAAUUUCAUUAUGAAAUUGUACCAUGUCCCAAUGGUGGUGAAUAUGAUGAAGAUACAGAUACAUGUACUGUUGUUGUUCCAAAGAUUAAUAAAUGUGAAGAAAACAAUCCAUGUUUAAACAAUGGUCAAUGUAUACCAUUAGAGGAUUCAGAAGUUAAAUGUUCAUGCCAUCCAGAUUGGACUGGUGAACGAUGUGAAACACCGAAGAAUUCAUGUGUGAAAAAACCUUGUGGCCCAAAUGCUCACUGUCGCAUACUAAAAACUAUUGAUUAUGAUCAAGAUUAUGUGUGUAUUUGCCAUAGUUCUACAACCUAUGGUCUUAGUUGUCACGAAGUUGUGCCUAAUCCAUGUUUAACAAGUGAUGACCAAUUUUUUCCAUUCGUAUUUAGCCAACGUGCCUAUGUUCAGUGUCAUGGAGAACUUCUUCAUUUUCAAAGAUGUAGUUCAUUACUUUUUUGGAAUCAAGAAGAAAUGGUUUGCGAUCGUAAACGACCAACAAAACAUUUUGCACCAACAUCAGCAACAAAAUUAAUAACAACGAACCAUAAGGGUCAUCAAGGAAAACACGUAGAGAAGAUCAAAGAAGAAAAAAUUAUUACAACAAUUAUGGCAGUUGAACAGAAUAAAAAAGAAAAUGAUGAAACUACAACGUUUAUACCUGCAAGAGUAGCAAAUAGAGAAGAAUUACUAUCGAAUUUUGCAGCUGAAAAGGAAAAAGAAAAACAACAACAGUCAGAACCAACAGUAGAAUCUGUCGAAACAAUUCAAACAACGGAAAAUACGAUAAUAGAACCAGUGCCUACUCUAUCAACAGUAAACCAAUCAUUACCACCAGCGACUACUGAAGAACAAUCAACAUCAACUUCAACUGAAGCAUCAGUUUUACCUUCAAUUGAGGAAUCAAUUUUACCUUUCACUGAGGAAUCAAUUUUACCUUCCACUGAGGAAUCAAUUUUACCUUUCACUGAGGAAUCAAUUUUAUCUUCCACUGAUGAAUCAAUUUUACCUUCAACUGAGGAAUCAGUUUUAGCGUCAACUGAAGAAUCGGUUGUAACUUCUACUACUGAUUCAUCACAGAUUGACGAAGACGAUAUUCCAUAUGUCAAACCAGUUUAUCCAACGGAAAUAUUCUUAGAUCCAAUUCCAGAACCAAUACAACCCACAUAUCAAUAUUAUCCUACGCAAGCACAGUCAUGGCAGCCAUAUCACAAUUAUCAAAAUCAACCAAUAUUUGGAUAUAGAUACCCCUCAACACCUACACCAACAGAUAGAUUUUCUUUUUCACAAGGUUUUCAACAUUAUCAAAGACCAAUACAAUCAUGGCAUGGUUACCAAACUCAACAAUGGCUACAAGGCCAAAAUCAACCAAAAGUUGUUGAAACAACCACAUUCACACCACAAUUAGUUCUUCCACAAGGUUUUUUUUGA
Molecule: messenger RNA, 1743 nt
Organism: Rotaria socialis
Lineage: Eukaryota; Metazoa; Rotifera; Eurotatoria; Philodinida; Philodinidae
Source: the annotation of a GenBank genome assembly